CGGCCCAAAUGUUCAGAUAGCACUUUCUGAAAGAUCAGGUGCCCAAAUAACAGAACCCCGGGUGUUUCGCGCGUAUCUAACUCAACAACCAGGACCAGCCAGACAAUCUCCAACCAUCUCACAACCUGACCUAGCUCUCCUCCGCCGUCCCCUUCCCCGUCCAAUCCGCCGGUCGAACUGACCGCCACUGCACGGGCGGCGCGCCGGCGACAACUCAUUGUGCACCGGCGAUCACGGGGAGGACGUCAAGAUGAGCAUGAUCGACGUGCUGACCCGGGUGGACGCCAUCUGCAAGAAGUACGACAGGUACGACGCCGACAAGCACCGGAAUGACGCCGCCGACCCCUUCUCGCGGCUCUACGCCGACAUCGACGCCGUGAUCGACGAAGCUAUGGAGAAAUCAGAGAGGGCCGCGAGGGAGACGAACCGGGCGGCGAAGGUGACCCUCAACGCCGGCGUGCGGCGCACCAAGGCCCGGCUCAUGGAGGAUGUGGUCAAGCUCCAGAAGCUAUCCGUCAAGAAGAUGAAAGGGGUCUCGGCGGAGGAUAUGGCGCUGCGGCCUGAUCUGGUCGCAGCAUUGCAUCACAGGAUCCAUUCCAUCCCCGUCCCCGAGGGAGGCGGCGGCGAGGGCGGCGCGGCGGGUCAGAACGGCGCUCGGACAGGGAUUCAGUUCGAUUCUUCAGCUGAAACUUUGGAUGAGGGCUACUUCCAGACCAGCGAAGAAUCUGAGGCUUUCAGAAGAGAGUACGAGAUGCGCAGGAUCAAACAGGAUGAAGGGCUGGACUUCAUUUCCGAAGGCCUGGACACGCUGAAAAACCUAGCAGAGGACAUGAGUGAGGAACUGGACAGGCAGGUUCCCUUGAUGGAUGAAAUUGACAAAAAGGUGGAUAAAGCUAACUCCGAGCUAAGAAAGACUAAUGUCAGGCUUAAAGAAACAGUUAACCAGUUUCGAUCGACCAGGAACUUCACAGUCGACAUCAUACUGAUCUGUGUCAUUCUUGGCAUUGGUGCUUAUCUCUACAAUGUACUCUCCCAGUGAAUCUUCAGAACAUGGUAGCAACAGCAAUUCAGCAUGCCCUGUUCUGUCCUACAACUGUACUGCACUUGCAGAGUACUCAUUCUGAAGUUACUGUGU
Lolium perenne is the source of this 1135-nucleotide messenger RNA. Its product is annotated as syntaxin-71. The record is from RefSeq and is a predicted model, not a curated record. Gene Ontology annotation, molecular function: SNAP receptor activity. Gene Ontology annotation, biological process: intracellular protein transport. NCBI's taxonomy places the organism in Eukaryota, Viridiplantae, Streptophyta, Magnoliopsida, Poales, Poaceae. Gene Ontology annotation, cellular component: plasma membrane.